ACAAACACACAAAGCAACUACAUUUUCAAAACACUCGAAACAUUCUGCUUCAAAUGACUACUACAUUUACAUAUGUUUGCAUAAAAGCGCAUAUUUUCCUUUUGGAUACUUUGAUUCAUGCCACUAUCAAAAAACAACAACUAGCAAAGUACCAGAAAUUCAUCAACUCAGGUGAAUGGAGAAUUAUUGAGAAUUUUACUUUGGCAAAAGCCAUGGGAAAAUUUAGGGCAACUAAGCAUCCCUACCGGAUGUCUCUGAUGAAUUCAACUAUCGUUACUCCCUGUCCUUCAUUGUCUGAUGACAUGUACUUGGAUUUGGCUGCCUUUGAUGCUUUUUCAGAUGAAGCUCAGUGCCCUGAAAAUAUUUUGGUUGAUAUCAUUGGUCAGGUCGUCGAUGUUGGCGAAAUGAAAACUCACAACGUCAAUAACAAAAUUAUGAAGAAACUGGAAUUUGAACUAAGAAACACAAAGUCUACAUUCUGGGGAAGAUUUGCUGAAACCCUUAUGGCCGCAUGUGAAAACAGUGGUGAUAAGAAGGUUAUCUGUCUGAUGCGUUUCGCUAAGAUCACUACGUUUAAAGGUGUACGAUCAAUUUCGAAUGCUUUUGAUAUGUCUUUGCUGUUGAUUGAUCCCGACUAUCCAGAGGCUUUUGAGUUUGUACAAAACCUGCCACAAGAUGGUCUAGCUUUGACACUUCAAGUGCAUGUUCCAAAAGAACAAAAUGUUGUCAAAAAGGUUGAACAUUACAACAGGUUCCCCCGUAAUACCAUUCAAGAGCUUCUCCAUUCACCUGAGAUACAAGUUGAUCCUCCGUGUCAUGGACUCCACUGGCGAAACUAAGGUCAUGCUGUUCGAAAAACAUGCCACACAGGUCGUAUGUUGCUCUGCUUUUGAUCUCUUGGAAGGACAUUUUGAUGAGGUAUGCAGAUAGAUAAACUUUUUGUUGAUUUUUUGUUCAUUUUUUGCUUUACUAUUCUGUAUUAGUUAUCAAAUGAAUUAUUUACAGAUUC
Molecule: messenger RNA, 1009 nt
Organism: Arabidopsis arenosa
Lineage: Eukaryota; Viridiplantae; Streptophyta; Magnoliopsida; Brassicales; Brassicaceae
Source: the annotation of a GenBank genome assembly